GUCACGUCAGCCAUUUUCAUUAAGGUUUGGGCGAGAACUGUUUUAGUAUUAGUAUAAGAUUUAGCAAUAUUAACAAUAAUAAAAUAUAAUUUUUGUUUUACUUUAUGUAGUGCGUGUUUUUGUUAUCAGGCAUGUAGAAGAAAGGUAUUGCUGCAGAAGAAUGGCUGCAUUUUCAAGUGGCCUACACGACAGAGAAAACAAUUUCAGAGAUCUUACCCUGUUCUCUUAUGAAAAUAUCUCCAUUCAAGGUACCAUCCUAGUAGCCUACUUUGAACCCUUUCCAACAAUUCAGUAUCUUUCUUAAGACUUGGAAUUGCACGGAAUGAUAUAUUACAUCCAAUGGAAAAUUAUGAUAACUCAGGAGAACACUUGGUUCAGAGGACUGUUAUUGUACAGAAGGAUGAAAAGGGCUAUGGUUUGACAGUAUCAGGUCAUAAUCCUGUAUUUGUUCAGUCGCUGAAAGAAGAUGGUGCAGCUGCAAGGGUUGGGGUCCAGGAAGGAGAUCGAAUAAUAAAAGUCAAUGGAACUUUGGUUACCCAGUCUAACCAUAGUGAGGUUGUAGAACUUAUAAGAUCUGGAACGUAUGUGUCCCUUACAUUACUUGGGAAACCAUAUGGCCAUAACAACAGGUUGUCUGGUGGUAGCCAUCCUAUCCAUCUCUCUGGGAGUAGUAUGGCAUAUCAUGGGUCAUCCAGUAAGCUGUCAUCACCAUCUGAGAGGAUUACUGGACCACAACCAGUUGAUGCUGAAAAACAACAUCAAUUAAAUAAAGAAAAAAUCCACACAAUAAAGAAAAUGUUAGACAAGGAAGUGCGGUACUUGGAGGACUUAAAAAGUGAAUAUUCAAAGAAUCCAUCGGAUAAACUUCGACAGGACAUGAGUAAAGCUACAAAACAGGUGAAAAUUCUGGAAGAGCAACUUCUUAGUUUCACCUCUGGGACUAGUUCAGAUUCUGUGCCUCGCUCUCCUAGAUCACCUCCCCCAGUCAGGAAUUCUGAAAAAGAAACCAGAUCAGCAAGUUUAAUUGUACAAUCCCCUUCUCAACAGUAUGGAAAAUCCAUUGUCCAUCAGACAUCUGCCCCUGCCCUGUCUAAAUUAGAACAAAGAGGUGUUACACCCCAAAAUUUUACAAAUAAUACUCUUAAAUUAGAGGCCUUAAUAUCACCAACUGGUUCUCAAGCUUCUCAAAUUAAAUCUCAUUUUGACAGUACCAUCCAAAAAUCAUUACCUUUGUCAACAUCUUUGGAAAAUAUUGCAAAGCCUGCCAGCCCAAAAGGAUCAUGGCAUGCUAUCCGGUUGUUUCCAACACAUUCCCGCCAGAGUUCCAGUCCUGAUUCUUUGCUUCAAUUCCACCAGCAGAAAGGAGAUCAUUUCAAAUCCUCACAUGGUCUUUCAAGAACACAGAGUGAACUGAGUCAUCAUCCAUUUGGUAGAAAGUCCAUCGUGUUAGAUCAUCUGCCGGAAUCAGUCAGAAAAAGACGGAGACAAACACAUGUGGCUCUUCGGGGUCAGUCUUUCAGUAAUACUGAGAGUUCAACAGAUAGUCCACAAGUAUCUCCACCAAGUACACCACCUCCUAUAGAUCUAACAUCAGAAAGUAUGGAUAUUCUGGAAAGUUGUGAAAUUGAGGAUGCAUGUCAAGAAGAGGAAUGUGUUUGUAGAGUUCUACCUUGUGAUACACCUGAAAAUUGCCUCACAACUUCAGCUGUUAUGCAAGAAGUAAAGUCUAACUUGCUUAACCGUCUGGAUGGCAUAUUACUGCCAGCUUUACCUCUGGAACUAAAGCCUGUGAAUACUUUAACCUCACCUAGUCAGCAGUAUGGUACACCUCCAGAACUUUCUCCUGGCCAAUGUAGUUUGCAUCCCUCCCAGUAUGUCAUUAUGUCAAUGGAGGAUGAAGAUUGGCCUUCUGAUUCGGAAGUGGGUCUUCUGGAAAACCAUGGUCCAUUUAAUGCAAUGUGGAAGCUGUUGAGGCAUCAGGCCCAUUUAGCUGUGUUCAUGUAUUAUCUCAUUAGCAACAGUGAGCCUGCAAGUCUAUUUUUCUACUUGAUAACUAAUAUUUAUCAAGAAGGAACAGUAAAAGAAAUGAAGAAAUGGGCUUAUGAGAUCCAUUCAAGUUUCUUAGUACCCGGUGCACCUUUAAAAGUCAAGAAUAUAGAUAAAAAUAUUCUAAAUGAUAUUAAUGAUGUCCUCCAAAACCAAUUGGAAAAGGAAGAUAACCUCAAGGGUAUUUUUAUAAAAGCUAGAAGAAAAGCGAAAGAAGAACUGAACGAACUACUUGCUGAGUUUAGAAUGAAAAGAACACUUGGUCUAGGGAAUUUUUUUGGACCAUCAGAUAGUCAGCUAGAGGAAGCCAUGCAAGAUAAAACCAAGGAAUUAAAGAUUAUUGAACAACUGUUAGUUCCAAUCUUAGAGAAUCUUUCAGAGGAUUUUGAGAAUGCUGAUGACAAAACAUCUGCUAUGGUUGCUGCUCUUGCCACUGUUCUCAAGCAGUUUGGAGUAAAGAAUCAGCAAGCUGUCAAUAUGAUUGAACGAUGUCCAAGUUUUGUUGCUAAGGAAAAGACAAGGUUGCGUUUUUUACAGAGAAAUAAAAAGCCUGUCUUUGUUCGAAACCAUCAUUUUCUGCCAGAACACUACUGCUGUGUAACGUUCUGCAAUCACUGCCAGUUAAUUAUUUGGGGGGUUGGAAACCAAGGAUACCAGUGCCAAAAUUGUGAAAUGAACAUCCAUAAAAUGUGUGUAAAAGUAGUAGAAGAGACAUGCAUAGGUACCCUUCGAAACAAGAAAGACAAAAGGAGAGAUCGAAUGUCUGGUAUAAUGGAAAACAUCAUUGGGAAAAGCCGAAAGCCAAGCCAACCUUCACCUGGUGCAAUUGAACGUGCCAGGAAGUCAAAUGAAGAAUCGGAAGCAGAUUUGUCUGGUGGUGGUGCUGAAAGCCAAGUUGAUGGAGGAGAGAAAGUCGUGAUUUCACUACAGCCUGACCUGAGUCGAGAUCAUGCUGAAGUUUUAAGCGAUGAUUUCCAGGUCUUUGACACGAACAGCACUUCAAAUACCAAAGAGCAGACAGAGGAUUCCGACUUCGUCAAGAAAGGCAGUUCUGUUGGCCGUUCAGAAAGCUUUCGUCAACAGAGAGAAAGUAGAGUACCUUUAAGGAAACGGAGUGAUCCAAAUAUUCCAAGAUCAAAAAGUGAUGCAGAAGUAGAUGAGAAGAAUGUUUCUGACCUCAACAAUUCGGGAAGCUCUUCUAACUCAAGCUUAUCUACAAGAAGUCUUGAUAGUCCAAGCAACUCUCUAGAAAUGGUACACAAAACUCCAGGAGGAACGCCUGCUGACUCAAUCCCAGGACUCGUUCCUUCCACUGGACCGUUACCCUCUUCAGGGUCUUCUUCCUCUUCUCAUGUUCAUCAGUAUGAUGAUUCAGACCUGGAAGCAGAAAAUGAUCCUCCAAGAUGGCAAGAAAAUGUGAAUAUUAAUGUGCUACGUCUAAUGAAGCCCAAAGAAAAGAAACGUCAAGAUGUGAUAAAUGAACUCUUCCAUACGGAACGCACCCAUGUCCGGAAUCUGAAAGUGCUAGAUAGGUUGUUUUUCAAGCCAAUCCAGCAGGAACAGCUUUUACCACCAGACCAAUUAUACCUUCUUUUUCCUAACUUGGAGGAGAUGCUGGAGAUCCACAGUAGGCUUAACAAUAAAAUGAAAGCCCGCAGGCGGGAACAACCAGUUGUUGGUGAUGUUGGAGAUAUCAUGCUGGAAAUGCUUGAUGGACCUUCAGGUAAGGAGAUCAAGAAUGCAGCAGCCAAGUUUUGUCGUAACCAAUCAAUUGCUCUGGAGUCACUAAAGAACAAACAGAAGAAGGAACAAAAGCUGGCACAGUUCUUAUCUGAUACUGAAGCAAAUCACCUCUGUAGAAGGUUACAGCUAAAAGACAUUAUUGCCGCAGGCUUUCAAAGACUAACAAAAUAUCCUCUUCUUUUAGAGAAUAUUGCAAAGUAUACACCACAAAAUUCUGAAGAACAUAGGAGGUUACUGCAGGCAGUACAGUGUAGCAAACAAAUCCUGGCACAUGUCAAUCAAGCUGUUAAAGAAUCAGAGAAUGAACACAGACUUGGCGAACUUCAAAAGAAAAUGGACAGAAGUGCCUUUGAGAAAGUGGAGGCACCUAUUGUUCAAGCCUAUCAUCAUCUUGAUCUAACAAAGCAUAAACUAAUCCAUGAGGGCCCAUUGACUUGGAGGUUACACAAACAGAAAACUAUUGAGAUGCAUGUAGUAUUACUGGAGGACAUUCUUGUGUUGCUUCAGAAGCAGGAUGAUAAGCUACUGCUGAAGUUCCACAACAACAAUCUGAUGUCGGGCCGAGAAGACACCAAAGUUACCCACAGCCCAAUACUUCGUGUACAAAACCUGUUCACGAGGAAUGUGGCCACAGAUAGCAAAGGAUUUUUCCUUGUUUCUACAUCUGAACAACAUGCCAUCUAUGAGUUUGUGGCCACAUCAGCUUCAGAAAGAAAAAUGUGGUUAAAGUAUAUCACAGAAGCCUCUGAAGCUCACAAACCCAGACAUGGCCAAUCAGCCAAAGCCCAGGAUUCCUCCUCAUUGUUGCCUGAAAGAACAGAAGAUAUUUCAGAAGAUUCUCUGGCAAAAAACAAAGUGAUGCCUGUAUCGUUAGACUCUUCACAUUCUGAAGUAAGCAAUGGUGUGGAAUCCACAGACACAGGAGAAACCAGUGAUAGCAGCUCGCAUAGUGUUCCUAACACUGAAAUAUCUAGUCCCAAUCCCCCAACAACAGAAAAUCAUCCAGAGAAGGAUACUUCGUCAGUCUCACCACAGAAAGAGGCUCCUUCACCUUGUAGUUCGGUUGAAGAUAGCCAAGAACAACAGAAUCUUGAAAGAGUAAAACUUUUUCAUGUACCAGUCAAACCCCAGCUGAUAGAACCAUCAGAGAUCAAAGUCAGCGAAAGUGUGGUUCUUCAAAUUGCAGAACCUGUACUUACUCCAAUAGAAAUGGUACGUCGCAGAGACCAACAAAUUACAGAAGCUUUGGCAGAAAAGCAAGACCUCAUCUCUCAGAUUUUUCAGAUUCCAAAGAAAGAGUUUGACCAUGUUGCUGAGAUGGCAAGUGAACUUGAGGGUCAAAAAGAUUUGAAAGAACUCGUUCUAGCAUCCAUUUACCAAGCUAAUCAACUUACUUCAGUAUUAAAUGAAGGCUUAAGAGUGUCUGAAGAUGACAUGAUUAGUACCUGCAGUGCAGAAGUUGUGGUGGAAGAAAGCAAUAGCAGUCAUUCAGAAACUCCAUCACCAGUUGUUGCAAGGAAGACAGGCUUGAUACUUAGCUUACCUUUAGCAAAAUUGAUAAAUAUAUCCAGCACUUUAAAUAGACACUUGACUCAACUGUUGUCAUAUGUCUCGGAGAGGGAAGAAGAAAGAUUGCGAAUGCAUGAUGAACUUCAUGCUUCAAGAGAGCAGCUUCAUUUUCUUCAUGAAAGUCAUCGCCUUUGUCACAGAUUGUGUCCUUCUCCUAGUAACUUAAAUGACAAUCAAUCUCGACCAAAUAGCUACAUAUCUAUAGCUUCAUCAAUAUCUGAAGGACCAAUAGACUUAGUAGAUGAAAGUGAAGAAACAACAGCCACAAUAACAGAUGAAAACUUCAAAGAGCCUGGAGAUGAGGAAAAUGAGUCAGAAGAAGAGCAUCUGGACUGUUAUCUUGGAGAUGAAGACGUUGGUGAAAUCAGGCAAGCUCAAGAUGAGAAAUAUGAAAGAACUGAGCAUGUUUUCUAUGAAAAGGAAAGAAAACAAGAAGAGGACAAAGACAAAACUAAUCAGCAAUUGAGUGACGAAAUGGGAGGUAAACAAGAACAUUUUGAAACUGAAGAAAAAACUGAGCUAGAAUUUUCUGUCAUAAAAUGUACAGAGGGAGAAUUGACCGAAAAAGAUGUAGAACAUGUGGAAAGCUCUGUCAGAAUAAUAAAAGAGCAUAAAAAAGAGUUAAGUGAACCCUCUGAAGAAGAACUUGGGCAUCAUGAGGAGAAAUUAGCAGAAAUCUCUGAGAAAGGAUUCUUAAAAUUGAAUCAAGAUGAAAGACAACCUGGAGAAGAAUUGAGUGAAGAUUGUGAAAAACAAACUCAAUAUGGUAAAGAGUGUAAAAUUGAACAUGAGUUAGAGAUUGGUAGUAAAGCAGUAACUGAGGAAGAUUUGAGCAAAAUAAAAGAAAUGGAAGCAUACAACUUGGAGGGAGAGGAAGAUAACCAAGAGCAAAGGUUAUGUGAAGAAGAUCAAGAAAAACAAUCUGAGAUUGAAAAACACUUGCAAGUAUUAAAUUCUGAAAAGAAUAAUGUAGUGAAAAGAGAUAACUCUAGUAUUCAGGAAGAUAUGGGAGAGUUUACAGAGGAUGAAGAAGAUGGAGACAAGAUGCAGCAAUAUCAGGAGGAGCAGGACAAUGAAACUAAUGGGUUUAGUACCCCUACAGAACAGUUUGUUGAUGCUCUAUCUGGAGAUGAAGAAAUUGAAGGUAGCAAUCCUGAGCAUCCAAUUACAGAUAUAGAUCAAGAAGAUAACAUAUUAAACCAAGAAAAUCAGAGCAAAGCGGGUGAUGAUAAAUGCUAUGAUAAGGAAGGAAAUUUGACACAAACAGGCUUAAUAUCCUGUACCACAGAAAACAGGCCCUUUGAUAACCACGUUACUGCCAAGUCAAAUGCCAACUGUGGUUUGGAUGAAGUGACAAAAGACUUUGGAUGAAUAAAAUCCAUUUAUGUAUUAAUAAGAGAAUAUUAUAUGGUAGAAAGGGGAUACCCAAACUAUCGUUUUUGUAUGAAACUCCUGAGGUAAUUUUCUAGUGUAGACUUUUUUUUGCACAUCUUUGAGAAAUGUGUAUUAUUUUCAUAGUGUAUCUUUUGGGGACUCCAGUGGGAAAGGGGAGUUGUAAACGCUAUGUAAAUGGACAUUUUUUUUAUGAUUCUGAAUAUUGCUUCUAAAACGCCAAAAUAACCCGUGUUUUAAAUUUGAUAACACAUGGAGUGUUGUUCUUUUCUGUUACUUUGAUUACCAACUUUUUUUAAUACAGAAAAAAAUUCAAUGUUUUUAUACUUUAGAAAUAAUUAUUAUAGAUAUUUUGUCCAAAACAUUCAAGGGCCAUGUACAUAACUUGUAAGAGAUUGUGAUGGAAAAUCUUUUUCUCUUUGAAAUGAUUUGUAAGACAUGUAUAAAAUUUUCUUUUUUCACUAAACAUGGGCAACCACCAUGGCCAGUCUUGACAACUUAGAGGGUGCAUCACUAAUUGUGAUUCUCAAAAUAAAUAAUUGUUUUUCGUUGUUUAUGUUUGAAAAGUAGUUUUGGGGUAUAAAUUAUUAGUUAUUAUUGGACUGUGUUAUUAAACAUGUUUUUGAAUGGAAAACAAUCUUUCAUUAUAGACAAGAUUACCUAUUUAGUUAAGUAGAAGAAAACUUAUGAAGGUGAGACUUAUUUCCUGUGAAGUAUUAGAUCGGUAGCUGUACAUGGUUCAAAUUACAAUGUUAUAAAUUCAAACUGGGAUCAUAAGUUGAAUCGUGCUGUAAAGUGGUAGCUUACAUGAUACAUGGAAAAUUUCUUUAUUUUUUCACUCUUAAAAUAUUUGAUAAAAUGAGUCUAAAUGCUUUGAAACAUUGACUUUACUGAGUGAUUAUGAGAUUUUGAAACUUCGGCAUUGAAACUAUGAUUUAUUUGAUCAGAUAUGGAAGUGCAUCCGAGAGGUUGUCAUACAGAAGAAACUUGACAAUAGUGGUUUCUUCCCGA
This is a messenger RNA of Limulus polyphemus (Atlantic horseshoe crab), 7761 nucleotides long. RefSeq lists its product as uncharacterized. The transcript has 42 exons. The record is from RefSeq and is a predicted model, not a curated record. NCBI's taxonomy places the organism in Eukaryota, Metazoa, Arthropoda, Merostomata, Xiphosura, Limulidae. The coding region runs from base 340 to 6729 and encodes 2129 amino acids. Gene Ontology annotation, molecular function: guanyl-nucleotide exchange factor activity; G protein-coupled receptor binding. Gene Ontology annotation, cellular component: cytoplasm. Gene Ontology annotation, biological process: G protein-coupled receptor signaling pathway.